AUGUCCGUAGCUUCUCCUAAUCCCGCCUUGGCACUGCAGAGUAAACGCUGGAAUGGCCUCCGUCAUCUGUUGGAACGCGAAGGUCCCUUCUGUAAGGGUGAUUUUUCACCAUCUCCCGACAAUCUGGAGUUCCUGCAAACCAAGUGCAAAGUUUUGGUCAUUGGAGCCGGCGGAUUAGGCUGUGAGCUUCUAAAGGAUCUGGCUCUUGUCGGCUUUGGGGAUCUGCAUGUGAUUGAUAUGGACACCAUUGAAUUAUCAAAUCUCAAUCGUCAGUUUCUUUUCCGUCGCUCGGAUAUUGGAGCGUCCAAAGCGGAGUGUGCAGCCAGAUUUAUCAAUGGACGUGUGCCCACUUGCCGGGUGACACCGCAUUUCAAACGAAUUCAGGAUUUCGAUGAAACAUUCUAUAGCCAGUUCCAUUUGAUCGUUUGCGGCCUGGAUUCAAUUGUGGCAAGGCGAUGGAUCAAUGGUAUGCUCCUGUCCAUGUUGCGCUACGAAGAUGGUUCCAUUGAUGUUAGUUCCAUAGUGCCCAUGAUUGAUGGCGGAACCGAGGGUUUCAAAGGCAAUGCUCGUGUUAUUCUACCAGGAUUCACGGCCUGCAUAGAAUGUACAUUGGAUUUGUUUCCUCCUCAAGUGAAUUACCCCUUGUGCACCAUAGCAAAUACUCCCCGGUUACCGGAACAUUGCAUUGAGUAUGUGAAACUCAUACAAUGGGAUAAGGAGAGUCCAUUCAACUCCGUGCCUUUGGAUGGCGAUGAUCCACAACAUAUUGGUUGGAUCUAUGAGCGAUCUCUUGAACGUGCCAGUGAAUUUAAUAUAACUGGGAUCACCUAUAGACUAGUGCAGGGUGUCAUCAAACACAUUAUUCCCGCUGUGGCCAGCACAAAUGCUGUGAUAGCAGCCGCCUGCGCCUUGGAGGUGUUCAAAUUGGCUACGAGUUGCUAUGACAGCAUGGCCAACUAUCUCAAUUUUAAUGAUCUCGAUGGUAUUUACACAUACACAUAUGAGGCCGAGAAGUCAGAGACAUGUUUAGCCUGCAGUAAUACACCCCAAUUACUGCCCAUUGAAGAUCCCAAUACCACAACUCUGGAAGAUGUGAUUAAAUUGUUAUGCGAAUCGGCUAAAUAUCAAUUAAAAAGUCCUGCUCUGACUACUGUGACCAAGGAGGGCAAGCAGAAGACUUUGUAUCUGGGGACGGUGAAGAGCAUUGAGCAGGCGACACGCAAGAAUCUGACCCAAUCUCUGGGAGAAUUGGGCUUGGAGGAUGGUCAACAGUUGACCGUUACCGAUAUUACCUCACCAACCGCCAUCACCUUGCAGUUGAAAUAUCAAGCAAAUGAAGUGGAAAUGAUUUGAGAUUAUAAUUUAUAAUUUUGGUUUUUCUUCGAUUUAGACAUUAAAU
Molecule: messenger RNA, 1399 nt
Organism: Drosophila willistoni
Lineage: Eukaryota; Metazoa; Arthropoda; Insecta; Diptera; Drosophilidae
Gene: Uba3
Product: nedd8-activating enzyme E1 catalytic subunit
Exons: 1
Coding region: 1-1353 (450 amino acids)
Biological process (GO): protein neddylation
Cellular component (GO): nucleus; cytoplasm
Molecular function (GO): NEDD8 activating enzyme activity
Source: RefSeq, a predicted model, not a curated record